UAUACCCAAAUUAUUUGUUAUUAAUUUCUAGGAUGUUUUAGUGUAGAACUUUGACUAGUGGACUUUAAAAUGUUUCAAAAAGUUCUGUUGAUUUUAAUGAUAUUUUGCCAAAACAUCAACAACAUAGAGUCCGCAAAGCGUCCAUUUGACUUGAUCUUGCAUAGUGUUGAAGUUAAAAACGUCACGGAUUUGUUCCAAGAUUGGGACUGUUGCUUGAGAAAGUUGGCCAAAAAUCGCUAUGCCAUCAGCGUUAUGAUCACCCUGUCUCGUCAAUUGGCAAAAAAUGCCGAAAUAGAGAUUUUGAUUCAUAUUUCCCAGCCAAACACUAGCAAAAUUAUAAAAUUCCUGGAAGUGAAAUUAAAUAUUUGCGAUGCUUUGGUCAAUUUAAAGGCUGCGGUCUUGAUAAAGGAGCUCUUCAAAGAAUUAAUGGGCGUUAGUAAUUUACCCUACAAUUGUCCCAUAAAAGGGAAUGUCAUGUACAAUGUAACCGAUUUUAUUGUCGUGGAUAAAUUUUUCCCCACCUAUACACCAAGCCUGCAUUUUAACUACACAUUGAAGUUCUAUAACGAUCGAAAGCUGAUCGGCAUUUAUAUUCUAAAAGGAUCUACAGUGAUAAGAAACUAAAAAAUGUGUCAUGUAUCAAGAAUUUCGCUUUAAAAAUGCGGUAAUUUUGAAAU
Stomoxys calcitrans (stable fly) is the source of this 677-nucleotide messenger RNA. RefSeq lists its product as uncharacterized. The record is from RefSeq and is a predicted model, not a curated record. The coding region runs from base 70 to 624 and encodes 184 amino acids. Lineage: Eukaryota; Metazoa; Arthropoda; Insecta; Diptera; Muscidae. The transcript has 3 exons.